GUUGGGCUUCUCAGUCUUUGAAAACCGCGAAUGCCAGAGUCAGGAAAAAAAAUAAAUAGAAGGAGGUCAGCGAGUAUCACGUUCGGAAGCGAUAAGGAAUGAAUGGGACAGCACUUUUGUCUGCUUGCCAAGAGCCUUCGAAGAGAGCGAGAAAGUUUUAUUCUGCUAAUAAGUUAACUAGUCAUCUCUGGGGCCAGAAAAAGAAAUGAACCUUUGGCAAGCAUCGGUGAAAGAGGAGUGGAGGAAAUGGAGAACUUCUGAAUGGGGACAUGGCAUUUUAUAGCUGGGGGAAUGGUUAGGAAAAUGGGAGGGUGAGAGAGAAAGGAGUUCCCAUCGCUCUGCAAAGGGCUGGAUGAUAUAAAAACUCUGGGGCAGGACAGCUAUCUGAAUCCAUGCACCAUGGCUUGGCUUCCCGGCUUAGUUUUCUUCUGCCUGUAUUCCACUGCGGCAAAAGCAGCCUCCGGAGAAGAUGGGCCGCACUGGUGCUACCUUUCCCAGAAAUGCCAGGACCCGCAUUGUAAAGAACCCCGGCAAUGGGAUGAGAUGCCCGGCAGCACCUGCGGAGGAAAUGCACAGUCCCCCAUCAACAUCGUCACCAGCAAAAUAGAAUAUGACUGGAACUUGCUGCCUUUCCGUUUCGAGAAAUACAACACCGAGCAAGCUUCAAACUGGGACAUCGUCAACAAUGGGCAUACAGUCCAGGUGAAUUUAGACGGAUCGGCCAAGAUCUCGUCCGGGGGCCUUUCGGGCAAAUACAAGGCCAUGCAGUUCCACUUCCAUUGGGGCAACGAUGCGGAGAAGUCCAAAAGAAGGCUCAGCCCCGGAUCAGAACACAGCAUCGACGGGGAGAGAUACGCCAUGGAGCUUCACAUCGUUCACAUCAAGGAGAACUACGCCGACAUAUCAGACGCCCUUAAAGAAAACGGUGUUGCAGUGCUUGGAUUCUUUAUAGAGGUGGGCGAAAACAACGAAAAUUACGUCCCUCUCCUUUCGCAGUUCAAAGAAAUCCCUUUCAGCGGAAAUAAAACGGUCAUGCCGCCUUUACGCCUGGAUUCCUUGAUCCCGAAAGCGGAGGACCUCACCAGCUUCUACCGCUACAACGGCUCCCUGACAACCCCGAGCUGCAACCAGAACGUGAUCUGGACACUGUUUGAGAAGCCCAUUGAACUGCAGCUAGAGCAGAUCCAAGAGUUUUGGAUGGAGCUCUAUUUUGGCACAACUAAGGACAACUCCUGGAUGGUGGACAACUUCCGACCCACGCAACCCCUCGGAAACCGAAUCGUCUUCAAGUCGGACUCAAACUCCCUUCUGCCUCCGGCAAAACUGUUGCUCCUCAUCCCGACAGCCGCAUGCUUUUCCCUCUCUUUUCUCCACUGAGAUUUCCCCUUAAUCUGGCACUCAUACUAAAUCAAUAUAGGAGUGUGGGUCAAAAAGUUUUGCCUCCUGCAUCAUAAAAACGUUAUGAACGAACCUAUAGCAGCAGAAGUUGCUCCAGAUCCUAGCCUGAACUGUCCUCUACUCGAAACUACCAUUCAGCAUAGUUGCCAUCCAUUAGGACACAUUUGCACCAUUCUUUAACCAUUUUGGCAAAAUUCAAGGUUUUGCUUUUGCUCUUUGAACGUCGUUCAAGUCAUUGCAUCUGAAACCAUAUUGGUUGUCUUUCAGAGGUCCAAACAGGUCAAAGUCAGAAAAGGGGCCAAAUCAGAAACAUUAUUCAAGCGAGGAUGGAUUUCCUUAGAUGCACAACCCUCGUUGGCCAGAAAUUCAAUGACAACUCUUCCUUUGAGCUUCAGAAUCAUGGUUCUAAUCAGUCAAUCAGAGUAAGAACAGAUUACAGUGUUCCCUCGCUAUUUUGCGGUUCGUUUUUUGCGGACUCACUGUUUCACGGGUUUUUGCCUCCCAGUUUAUGAAUGGUUGCCAUUGCCCAGAGCAGUGUUCUAAUCCCGCUUCCUAGCAACGAUGGAGUGUGGAAGGGGGGUUCACUCUCCCCCAAGAGGGGUUGAUUCAAUAUACAUAUAUAGCAUCCCUACUUCGUGGAUUUUCACUUUUCACGUAACACCUGGAACGUAACACCCACAAUAAGUGAGGGAACAUUGUAUAUCAGUAGAUUAAGGUUCCCUCUACCAUAUCAUGCAUAGAUAGUCCAGUAAGAAAAGUUUAGAGCGAUGCAGGCAUUACUUUUUGACCCACCCUCAUAUAUGGAUAUGUUUCAAGCUCACUUUCAGGUUACACUACAACCAGGGACAAAUAUUUCCCUCCCCUUUUCACCUUGUAGUCUCACAGCUUGGGAAAGCUACCUUUUUGAUGUUUAGUUCAAAAACACCAGAUCCUAAGAAAUGGUAGUUGUGGAUUCUGGGCUCCAUCAUAAAAAAAAUCACCUAGAGAAACACCCAAGUCUGUCUGUAUCCACUCUUUCUAGGUUUUGUUCUCACCCGAUUAAUCAUACACAACAUAUGUUUAUAUCAGUGGAAAAAUUCUUCAUCAAUCGAUCAAUUUGUUGAGUUGUUGUGUGUUUUCUGGGCUGUUUGGCCAUGUUCGCGAAGCAUUCUCUCCUGACGUUUCACCCGCAUUUAUGGCAGGCAUCCUCAGAGGUUGUGAGGCCAGUUAGAAACUAGGAAAAUGGGGUUUAUAUACCAGUGGAAUGAUGUUCGGGGUGAGAGAAAGAACUCUUGUCUGUUGGAUUCAAGUGGGAAUGUUGCUAUUGGCCAGCUUGAUUACAAUCCCAACAAAAGAUGCCUCCAGGCAGAGAGCAGCCAGGCAUUGAAGCUGGUUUAUAUAUCUGUGGAAUAAUAUCCAGGGUGGGAGAGAGAACUCUUGUCUGUUCGAUUCACGUGGGAACGUUGCUAUUGGCCAGCUUGAUGACCAUCCUAACAAAGGAUGCCCCCAGGCAGAGAGCAGCUAGGCACUAGAGCUGGUUUAUACAUCUGUAGAAUAAUACGCAGGAUGGGAGAAAGAACUCUUGUCUGUUGGAGCUAGGUGUGAAUGUAGCAAUUGGCCACCUUGAUUAGCAUUUAAUGGCCUAGCAGUUUUAAAGUUAUGACUUCUUACUGCCUGGAAGAAUCCUUUGUUGGGAGGUGAUUAGCUGUCUCUGGUUGUUUAUUGUCUGGAAUUCCCCCGUUUUUUUAUCAACCAGAGAAGUUAGCCAUCACAGAGCAUCCGAUGAACCAACCUGGACACAGAAUUGUUGGACCACUUUCACAACCACCAUGUCAGGCUACACAGAGAAGCCACUGAAAUCCACAAGCAUGUUGACAAUCUCAACAGAAAGGAAGAAACCAUAAAAAUGAACAAAAUCUGGCUACCAGGAUUAAAAAAACUCCAAAAUUAUAACUGUAAAUAAAGAACAACAGGGGGAACUCCAGCCAAGAAAUAAUCAGGGAAAGCUAAUCAUUCCCCAACAAAGGAUUCCCCCAGGCAGUAAGAAGCCAAACCCUGAAACUGCUAGGCCAUUAAAUGCUAAUUAAGGUGGCCAAUUGAAACAUUCACACUUCCCUCAAACAGACAAGAGUUCUUUCUCCCGCCCUUGAGAUUCCACAGAUAUUGUAAGACUGUAGGAUCUAUAUAGCAAUAUUAAAUGACCACUCACAAGCUGGUUUUGCUUUGAAAUGGAUAUAUUGCUUGUAUCUCUGCAGCAAAGAAAAACACUACUGACUUUUUCCCACCACCACUUCCUUUUAUACAUCUUUCCUGUCCAACUCCCCCCUCUUCUCAGUUUCCUUAUUAGAGCUUGUUGCUUCACAAAUUCCAAUACAAGGUUUCCAGUGCCUUCUGCUGGCUUCAAAAUGUCACAGAGAGAGAAUUGAGGCAGCCAGGAUGAUUCAGGCAGGAUGUCACAGAGGGAAUUUGUGAUGUCUUCAUGCCAUCAGAAAUUGACUCCUGACAGAUAUAUAAAUCCCAUUUUCCUAGUUUCCCACAGACUUCACAACCUCUGAGAAUGCCUGCCAUAGAUGCAGAUGAAAUUUCAGGAGAGAAUGCUUCUGGAACGUGGCCAGACCGCCUGGAAAACAUACAGCAACCCAGUGAUUCAGGCCACCAAAGCCUUUGACAAAUCAAUUGGUUAAAGUCUGAUUUGUAAAUUACCUCAUGUAAUAGUGUCGGAGCUUAACUGCUGUAUGUACUGCUUCUUAACAGAAUAAUAUGCAAUGGUGAUUUUGGGAGAAAAAGAUAGACUUAAAACAUUACGGCACUGCAAAUUGCCUAUUAACCCUCAUGCUAAAUCAUGCCUUGGGGGACAGAAUCGUGGACUACAAAGCUCAGCAUCCCAUCAGGAUUGCCACUGAGGAUUCUGGGUGGUGCAAUCCAUCAGAAGUUUAGGUUUGGUGUCAUUGUUGCUUUGUUUUCCAUGGAUCGUUUCCUUCAAAGCCUAUCCUUUCAAAGUGGAAAUAUUUUCUUCAAUAGCAAAAAUAAUAAUAAUAAUAAUAAUCGAAAAUCGGGAUGAAAACUGGGAUAAUCAGCACCAAUAUAUACACAGUGUUCCCUUGCUACUUUGCAGUUCGCUUUUUGCGGAAUUGCUGUUUCGCGGGUUUUUGCCUCUCAGUUUAUGAAUGGUUGUCGUUGCCCAGAGCAGCGUGCUAAUCCUGCCUCCUGGCAACGAUGGAGUGUGGAAGGGGGUGCCAUCCUCCCCCUUGGGUAGGGGGGAGAGGGCAGUACAUAUAUAGCAUCCUUACUUUGUGGAUGUUCACUUUUCGCGGGUGGUCCUGGAACAUAACACCCGCGAUAAGUGAGGGAACACAGUAUAUAUAUAUAUAUUUGUAUAUCCAAAGUGAAUGCCUAACACUGUAUUUUUGUAUUAUUUAUGAUGUCUUGGGUUUGGGAAGGAAAUAAAUAAAUAAGAAUGCCAACUAAACAA
This is a messenger RNA of Anolis sagrei ordinatus, 4849 nucleotides long. It is a transcript of the gene CA4, whose product is annotated as carbonic anhydrase 4. Gene Ontology annotation, cellular component: plasma membrane. Gene Ontology annotation, molecular function: carbonate dehydratase activity; zinc ion binding. NCBI's taxonomy places the organism in Eukaryota, Metazoa, Chordata, Lepidosauria, Squamata, Anolidae. The record is from RefSeq and is a predicted model, not a curated record. Gene Ontology annotation, biological process: one-carbon metabolic process.